AUGAGGACUCAUACAAGCUCAAAAGAGAACAAUAUCAAGAAGAGAAGAAGCGAAAGAAGCAUGGCCCCUCUUAAAGACUCAUCUCGUUUCAAACAUACUUGUCAUCCAAGCUGGAGAUAUGCAAGGAGAAGGAUAGCUCAAUCACUCCAACGACAAAGCAAUUCUUCAAAUUUCCAGUCAAACUCAGAAAACGCGUUAAGUUUUAUGGAAGAUCAGAGAAAUCGUGUUAAUGAUUAUCCUAAUAAUAAUGAUAAUCAUCAUCAUCAUCAUCUAGGUGUGAAUAAGAUGGGGAAAAAUAUCCGUAAAGAGCCAUCAAACCAGCAAAACCAACAACAAAAUCCUCAACCUCUGGUUUAUAACAUCAACAAAACCGAUUUCAGAUCCAUCGUUCAACAGCUAACCGGACUUGGCUCAACUUCUUCAGCCAAUCCUUCACAGUCAACCAACCCAAAUCCACAUAAACCUCCAAAUUCACGGUUGGUCAAAGUUAGACCGGCUCCUUUGACUCAAGUCAACCGCCCACCACCACAACCUCCGGUUCAAUCGGAUCCAAUUGCCUCUGCACCGGUUCAUUCUGUUAACCAAUUUUCGGUUAACCCGGCUGAAUCUCCAAUCUCUGCUUAUAUGCGUUACUUAAUCGAAUCAAGCCCUGCUGGAAACCGAUCUCAGCCACAAAAUCAAAAUUUGGUUCAACCAUCAACCGGUUUGUUCCCUUCACAUCAAACCGGUCCUAGUUCAAUGUUAUUCCAGUCUCCAGCUUCACAAUUCCUUAUGUCGCCGCAGCCGAGAUCGCCAUUUCCAUUGUUAUCACCCAAUUUUCGCGUUUUCACCGAAUCGCUACCUCCGCCUUCACCCAGCUUUUUCUUUCCAUUGUUCAGUCCAUUAUGGAAAAAUCAAUAG
Messenger RNA from Microthlaspi erraticum, 900 nucleotides. NCBI's taxonomy places the organism in Eukaryota, Viridiplantae, Streptophyta, Magnoliopsida, Brassicales, Brassicaceae. The record is from the annotation of a GenBank genome assembly.